CCUUCCUCCUUCCUCCCCAGCGGCUCCCGGGAGGGUGAGAUGGCAGAUGAGAUCGCCAAGGCUCAGGUCGCCCGGCCUGGCGGCGACACAAUCUUCGGGAAGAUCAUCCGCAAAGAAAUCCCAGCCAAAAUCAUUUUUGAGGAUGACCGGUGCCUUGCUUUUCAUGACGUUUCCCCGCAAGCACCAACACAUUUUCUGGUGAUACCUAAGAAGUACAUUUCCCAGAUUUCUGUUGCAGAAGAUGAUGAUGAAAGUCUCCUUGGACAUUUAAUGAUUGUUGGCAAGAAAUGUGCAGCUGAC
Molecule: messenger RNA, 300 nt
Organism: Echinops telfairi (small Madagascar hedgehog)
Lineage: Eukaryota; Metazoa; Chordata; Mammalia; Afrosoricida; Tenrecidae
Product: adenosine 5'-monophosphoramidase HINT1
Exons: 1
Biological process (GO): purine ribonucleotide catabolic process
Cellular component (GO): nucleus; cytoplasm
Molecular function (GO): hydrolase activity
Source: RefSeq, a predicted model, not a curated record